Messenger RNA from Trichophyton benhamiae CBS 112371, 402 nucleotides. RefSeq lists its product as uncharacterized. The transcript has a single exon. Bases 1 to 402 code for a protein of 133 amino acids. NCBI's taxonomy places the organism in Eukaryota, Fungi, Ascomycota, Eurotiomycetes, Onygenales, Arthrodermataceae. The record is from RefSeq and is a predicted model, not a curated record.
AUGCAGAGCACUUGGAGAGUUACGGACAGUGAGUAUAAGACGAUGGAUACCAGGAGAAGAGAAGACGAAGAAGAUGAUGGAGUUGGUGAUGAAGACGAAGAACGCUCUUUAAACGGCCAAGGAGGAAAAAAGAGUCGAAAAGGCGCUGGCUGGUCCACCGUCUUCUUGAGUCCCUCUACUUAUAAUAAUCUCAUAAUAAUAGCUUCCUUUAUUUAUUAUCCCCAUCGCCACAGCAGCGAAAGACUGGCUGGCAGUGAAGCAGCAGCGCAGAAGAAAAAGCAGGCUUGGUUCUUGUCUUGUUUCUUCUUCUUCUUCUUCUUCUUCUUCUUCGUCUUCUUCUUCUUCGUUCUUAUUAUUAUCUUGUCCAUCAUCAUCUUCUUGGUGAGACAGCAGCUGGUUUGA